Chaetomium fimeti is the source of this 2333-nucleotide messenger RNA. Its product is annotated as major facilitator superfamily domain-containing protein. Gene Ontology annotation, molecular function: sucrose:proton symporter activity. The transcript is spliced from 3 exons. The record is from RefSeq and is a predicted model, not a curated record. NCBI's taxonomy places the organism in Eukaryota, Fungi, Ascomycota, Sordariomycetes, Sordariales, Chaetomiaceae. Gene Ontology annotation, cellular component: plasma membrane. The coding region runs from base 209 to 2245 and encodes 678 amino acids.
AGCACCGGCCGCUCCGAGUUAAGCGCCGAGCCCAGGCCCAUAUAGACUCCGUCACGAUCCGCGUCCGAGUCCCUCUAAAGCUACGAUCUUCGUCUGACCUGUCGCCUUACAAUAAAAAGGUUGAACCGCACCGGCCCGUCCCUAUUCGGCUGUCGGAUGAGUAACGUCGAGAUCAAUAACGGCCGCGCCCAUACCUUUUCUGCCUCGCAUGACGUCGUCGUUAGCCGAAUCUCCAGAUACGGCCCGCCCGCCUAACGAGCACUCAGCGCCGCCGAACACGACGAAUAAGGAUACUGAACAAGUUUCGAGCAGUCCUAAUCAUGUACAGGAGAACAACAACGCAGAACCCCUCAAUGAGCAGUCACCGCUGCUCUCCCCAAGCUCCGGCUCGGGCGAGGAUGACGGCUUGAUGGACGGUCAACCCCCGACUAGGGGCCUUGACGAACACCAAAAGACCAAGAGCAUAUGGUACCUCAUCCUCCUGACCAUCAGUAUCGGCGGUCUGCAGAUUGCAUGGUCGGUCGAGAUGUCCAAUGGCUCGCCGUACCUGCUGUCGCUGGGCAUCACCAAGUCCCUCAUGGCCCUCGUUUGGAUUGCUGGGCCUCUGUCAGGGACCCUGGUGCAGCCGUACGUGGGCAUGCUGAGCGACAACUGCCGCAUUCCCUGGGGGAAGCGCAAGCCGUUCAUGAUCGGAGGCACCGUCGCCACGGUGGUCUCGCUGAUGUCCCUCGCCUGGACUAGGGAGAUUGUCGGUGGCUUUCUCGGACUAUUUGGGGCCGCACCGGAUUCGAAUGGUGUCAAGUACUCGACCAUAGUCGUUGCAGUACUGUGGGUCUAUGUCCUCGACUUCGCUAUCAACACCGUGCAAGCUUCAAUUCGUGCUUUUAUUGUGGACUGCGCACCCACGCACCAGCAAGAGAGCGCCAAUGCCAUGGCCAGUCGUUUCCUUGGUAUCGGCAACAUCGUUGGUUACCUCGCUGGCUAUCUGAAUCUGCCCUCUGUUUUCUGGUUCUUCGGCGAUACCCAGUUCAAGGAUCUAUGCGCCAUCGCCAGUAUCGCCCUUAGCGCAACCAUCGCCUUGAGCUGCCUCUUGAUCCACGAAAGAGACCCGCGCCUCGAGGGCCCUCCGAUAAAAGACAAGGCUGGCGUUAUGGCCUUCUUCCGCAAAAUCUUCACUUCCAUCAAGCGGCUCCCGCCCCAGACCAAGCGAGUCUGCCAAGUGCAGUUUUGCGCUUGGAUUGGCUUCUUUCCCAUGCUCUUCUACACGUCCGAGUACAUUGCAGAGAUCUACGCGGAGCCCUUUCUUGAGCAGAACCCCAACAUGACCCCAGCGGAACUCGACAAACUCUACGAGAACGCCACCCGGGAAGGCACUUUUGCCCUGCUCAUUUUUGCCAUCAUGGGUCUGGCGACCAACGUCUUCCUCCCCUUUUUCGUCGAACCUACCUACGAGACCUUGCCUAGCAUGGCAGCCAAUGGUUCUGGAGAAGCAAACGGCUCCCUCAAAAACUACGGCGAGGAGAAAAAGCCCUGGCUCGACUACUUGGUUAUCCCGGGCUUUACCCUCCGCCGCGCCUGGAUGUUCGCUCAGAUCCUCUUCACCGGCAGCAUGCUCUGCACCGUCUUCGUGCGCACAGUGACCGCCGCCACUAUCCUGAUCGGUCUCGUCGGUAUCACAUGGGCGCUGACGCUCUGGGCGCCCUGGGCCAUCAUCAGCGCCGAGAUCUCGCGCCGCGACGAGAUCCGCCGCUCCCAGUACGCGCAGCGCAACCCCUCCUCCAGCGGCACCGGCGGCGUGGCCUCCCUCGACGGGUACUCGUCGGACGAGAACAACCGCGAGCGGGCCCUCGACGACGACGCGGAGGGAGACGCCGACGACCAGGCCGGCGUCAUCCUCGGCAUCCACAACAUGGCCAUCGCCGCGCCCCAGAUCAUCGCCACCGUCGUGAGCAGCGUCAUCUUCCGCGUCUUCCAGAAACCCCGCGGCGUCCCCGGCGACCACAGCAUCGCCGUCGUCUUGGCCCUCGGCGGCAUCACCGUGCUCAUCUCCGUCUUCUUCAUUCAUCGCAUCCGGGACGACCUGGGGACUCCCGCCGAUGCCAUGAGUGCGGUUGAGGAUGGGGGUGUUGGUAGCAGGCCGGGUACGUCGCACAGGAGGUCGCGCUCCUUUGAGCAGCUGCCGCGGGCGAGCUUGGAGAGGGCGGCGUUGGUGAGGAAUAAGAGCUUUGGGGGCGUUGAGUAUUGAGGAGUUGUUGGUGGUUGUGGGGUAGGCUGGUGGUGGUCAUUGUGUUAAUCACCCGUCCUGAAUUGAGUGUGAGGACAGGAGCUUCUCU